Messenger RNA from Theileria equi strain WA, 2283 nucleotides. RefSeq lists its product as hypothetical. The record is from RefSeq and is a predicted model, not a curated record. The transcript has a single exon. The coding region runs from base 1 to 2283 and encodes 760 amino acids. Lineage: Eukaryota; Apicomplexa; Aconoidasida; Piroplasmida; Theileriidae.
AUGUCCAGUGGAAUAAGAUUGGACAUACAUAAAGACAAGUGGAACCAAACCGAGGGAAUAAAAUGUGAAACUUAUAAUAUCCAUGGCGGAUAUCAUUCUUACAAGUAUUAUUCUGAGCCAGGAAAGGGCAAGCCUUUUGGUCUCUCUGCUAUCUUGUACGAUGGAGAAUUACUAUCUGGAAUCCUGCCAUACCCUGUCCCAGUUAAUUAUCUGUUCACAUAUUUUAAUAAUAGUUGGACAAAGCUCCUUGGGUUACAUCUGCAAAGAAACGAUACUCAAACCUACUUCCUAAAUCCAGACACAGAUAGAGAUAUAAAAUACGUAACAUUCACUGAAUUUACGAUCCAUUCUACUAGUUCACUGGGAAAUCGUGAGCUAUGGGAUGUACUAGGAAAUGUAGAAGCUGAUAAUGGAUUCAAUCUCGGUAUACUUGGUAGUAGUAAUAAUAGUAUAGCAAAGAAACUCGUUGAAAGUAACACCUAUGUUAUAUUCGACCUUGGGAAAACAAGUAAAAAAUACAACUCUGAAAUUACUAAUGAACAAGUAACUGUAACAUCUGGUGGUAAAAUAGCCAAUACAUAUCCAAAGAUUCAACAUGCUCCUACUACAGAACCAUUUUAUAUAAAGGGUCUUAAGAGUCCAAAAGGUCAAUAUAUAAAGGUUAAGGGAGGCUUUCCAAAUGAGCCCCUGGAUGGAUCUGUGAAUGUAUAUUAUAAAAGUGUUGGUAAUACCGAUCCACUACUGAUAGAACUGAAACUAAAGACUCUAGCUUCUGACAUUGGAGGUUAUAUCAUCAGUAAGUACUACAUUUCUAAAACCGCUAAUGGAUUAGAAUGGGAUAUUCAUAAAGUUGCAGGUGUUGGUAUAGGUGACAGCGAUCUUAAAGCAGUACUUGAGUAUCUAUCUUCCGAAAAUAAGCUUGACAUUGACAGCCUACCUCCUACAGUAAGUGGUAAGUUGAAGGACCUUACCAAGGAUCUUGAAAUUGAUUUGACACGAACUACAGAAGAUAAAGUGGGAGAUACAAAAUCUUAUACUUCUAAUGGAGUAAAUAUUCCUUACAUUAAAGAGAAAAAUCAGGUACAUGGGUACUGGGUAGUUAGACACGCCAAUGCAUUUCUGAGUUUUUCUGUAAAGAGCAUCAAGACAGGUUCAGGUGGUAAUAUAACCGGAAAUAAUCUUCCUCCUUCUGGCACCUUGCUUGGUGGAUUAUAUGCCUACUACGCUGAUUCAUCUUACAACAAGUUAGUGCUCAUAGAACUUAUUGGCUUCCAUAAUCCUGAUCUCAGUGGAUAUCCCAUCUAUGUCUACUACUAUUAUAAAUACAAAGGUCCUAAAUGGGAAGGCUAUAUUCUUAGUACAACUGUGAAUAAUAAUGCGAGUGAUAUCUCCAAAGUUAUUACACAUGUUAAAGAGAAUGGUGGAAAGAUAAAUCUUAAAAAGCUUGGGGAUCGAGGUCUCACCAAUAAACUCACCAAGUAUAGACCAGAUGAUACAGGACUUAAAGAAGAGGUUGACAAUGAAGAUAGUGAUGAAUCUCUACAUUCUCCGCAGUCUGGUUCUAAACCUUCUUCUGGACUUUCUGGAGGAGAGAUAGCAGGAAUAUCCAUUGCAAGUAUCGGUGAACUCAGGAAACAUGGUAACAAUAGCUUACCAAUUUGUGCUCAAGAGACCACAAAAGUGGACCAAGAAGCACUACAAGUACGUUCUGAAGGUGAAAAACCUGAAGAUCUAGGACAAAUACAACAACGUGCUGAAGAGCUACGUUCUGGAGUAGAAUCAGGACAAAAACUAGAAUCUGGUAAAGAUGGUGCUACUGGUGCUAGAAGCAGUGCUGCUAUUCCUGAUGGACCUCAAGAACAAGGUGCUGGAGAUUCUGUCGGUAAUGCUGCUGGUGGAGAUAGUCUAUCUAGUGGAGGUGAAGAAGGACCUGGUAAAGAUGGUUCUAGUGGUAUAGAUGAUGCAACUGAAGGCCCUGAAGGAGAUACUAAUAGUCUAUCUGAACAUAAAGCUGCUGGAGAUACUCCAUCUCCUAAAUCUAGUCCUGAAACUACUACUCCUAUUAUUACUGCUCUUACUACUACUACUACUACUACCCCUGCACAUUCUACUGUCCCUCCUGAUACUCCUCAAACUGCUAAAUUUUUUGGUAUUCCUGUUGCUAGCGCUGCUGGCAUAGGAUCAAUCUUCGGAACAUCCUCUGACAUUCCCUUUGGACCGCUCUCUCCCGUUAGAGACCCCUCUACUACUACUACUACCAUAUAUCUGCUCUUUAAUGAGUGA